Molecule: messenger RNA, 4500 nt
Organism: Diachasmimorpha longicaudata
Lineage: Eukaryota; Metazoa; Arthropoda; Insecta; Hymenoptera; Braconidae
Gene: Smyd4-3
Product: SET and MYND domain-containing protein 4
Exons: 6
Coding region: 727-2769 (680 amino acids)
Biological process (GO): compound eye photoreceptor development
Cellular component (GO): nucleus; cytoplasm
Molecular function (GO): histone deacetylase binding
Source: RefSeq, a predicted model, not a curated record
UGCAAAAUGACAGAAAAUUUGAUAUUAGAUUGUGUUGCACGAAUCCAUCUGACAUUUUACAGCUUCAACUGUCAUUCUUAUUCCUCACGAAUAUAAAUUCAUUAAACAAAUCCCUCUCUUCCUUCUCGAUUUACAAUUUAUUAUAAACAUUCUUCUCUUAAAUCUCAAUGAACAAUCAAAACCCUAAUUAAUUGUGUGAUAUUAUCCCGAAAAAUUCAACCACAAAAAAUCUAAUUGUUUCAUUACUUUAUUAAUAAUGAAAUUAUACUCCUGUUUAUUAAGUAUUAAUGUAAAUUAAGAUUUUGUAUAUAUUGUACUUACGUUUAUAGUAUUAUAACAUACCGUAACAGCACCCAAUUUUUUAUGUACAACAGAUCGAAAUACAGAUCAUCAAAAAUCGCAUUAUCAUCGUUAAAAUUGGGAAACACGAGGAGUAAUUAUAACGAAUAUUAAUAUGAUUGAAUUUAAUAUAAAAAGUGAUAUGAACAGCACAAAAUUGUGUCCGGAUUAUUGACCCCUGGGGGAUGAGAUAAUGAUAGAAUUUCCCACCGCGUGGUCGUUCCCCUCGCGCCUCGAAGAAUCAGAAAUAGAGUGCACGGAAAUAGUGAAGAGUCUUUUUAGGGGCAGUUCAUCGUGACUUGUCGUCAUCACCGUUCGGUUUAUUCCCUUGAGCAAAAGUCAAACGUCUCCAAACGGGUCUCAAGCGCUUGCUAAUCGGAGACAAAAAUGGAGGGCGAUGAUAUUGAAAUCGCUAAUUACUUUAGAUCGAAUUUGGUCGCGAUGAGGCGCACAAUUUCCGACGAGGAUUUCCGGAAUUUCGGGAAUUUGGAGAGGAACAGUGAGAGGGUGGCUUUUAUACUCAAGUACCCGGAGGCUCAUGUACUGCCACUGGAGAUCGAAGAUGCUCCGGUGAAGAGUCUCGAGAAAGCUCUGAAGAUCAAAGAGUCCGGGAAUAAGUACUACGCGCAGGGGAAUUUUUUAAAAGCUCUGGAAAUUUAUUCUAAUGCUGUUCUCAUAACUCCUAGAGAAGAACUAGGAAUAUUUCUAGCGAAUAGAUCAGCUGCUCUCAACAACCUCGAGCUUUACGAUCUCGCCCUGAAGGACAUCGAGGAAGCCCUGCGUAUCGGUUACCCCAAGGAAUUACGUUACAAAAUAGAGGAGCGUCGGGCGAAGUGUUACUUAGCCAUGAACAACCAUCCGGCGGCAGUGGAGGCCUUCCGGAGGACUCUCCAAGCGCUGGACCACGCAAAGCUCCCCCUGGAGCGCAAGCAGAAGCUGGAGUCCGACAUCAGGUUGAUGCUGGCCAUGAUGGAGAAGUCCAAGCAGCUCACUGAGGCCAAUAAACCUAAAACCCCGGUGAACCAAGCGCCGAAGGAAGUGGACGAUUUACAGGUUCCGGUUCCAGUAAUUAAGGACAUCAAUCCAGCCUAUCCGGGCGCCAGUUCUGCGGUGGAAAUCAGGGAUGCAGGUGGAGAUAUUGGGAGACAUGGGAUCGCGACGAGGGAUAUCAUGCCGGGGGAAGUGAUCAUCGUGGAGAAGCCCCAUUGCGCUGCAGUACUUGGGGAGUACAGAUUGGCAAACUGUCACUACUGCUUCAAGAAAAAUAUCGCACCCUUUCCUGCGGCGUGCGAUACGUGCGCCCUGGUCGCCUACUGCAGCGCAAAAUGCCGCGACACAGACGCACAAACGCACUCCAGCGAGUGCAGCAUCCUGGGACCGCUGUGGCUGUCCAACGCUUCCAUAACUUGUCUCUUGGCGAUCAAGGCGGUGGUUCAGAAGCCCUAUGCGAAAUUCAGGAAGUUGAAGGACGAGAUAGAGAGGUCUGAUAAGAAGUUCCAGGCCUCCAAGGAGCAUCCCUUCAGGGGGAGUGACUACAUGGCUUUUCAUUCAAUGGUGACGCACGAGAGUGAAAGAACCAAAGAAGACCUCUUCCACAGGGCGUACAUGGCGGCCUGGCUCCUCCGGGUUCUGAAGAAGAGCCCCUACCUCCCCGAGGAUUUGAAAACCCCAGACCUCGCUGAACACACCCUCACCGAGGACGAGGCAUUCCUCGGCGGUCUCCUCCUCCACCAUUUACAGCUCCUCCAGUUCAACACUCACGAGAUAUCCGAAUUGGUGAAGCCGAGGAACGAUAAAACCCUGAAGAGGGCGAAGAGUAACUUCAUCGCUGGGGGUUUGUUCUGCACGCCCGCCCUUCUGAAUCAUUCCUGCAAUCCUGGGGUCGUUCGGUACUUCGAGGGAAAGACGAUGGUGGUGCGGGCGAUACGAACGAUCCGAGCAGGAACCGAAAUCUGUGACAACUACGGGCCCAUUUUCACUGUUGAAUCGAAAGCCGAUCGUCAGAGGAAAUUGAGAUUGGAGUACUGGUUCGACUGCGGGUGUGAAGCUUGCGCCGGUACCUGGCCGCUGUUGGAAGACAUAAAUCCCAAGAUUCUGAGAUUCAAAUGUGAAACUGGACCAAUCUGCGGUAAUAUUCUCUCAGUGAACGUCGACAUAAACGAAUUCAUGUUGAACUGCUCCAAAUGUGGCAAGAGCACCAACAUCAUGAAAGGCCUGAAAGCCCUGCAGGAUACAGAUGCACUUUUUAAACUGGCCUCGAGGCAUCUCGAAGAUGGCGAUCAUAAUAAGGCCUUAAAGGCUUAUUUGGAUAUUCUUAAAUUACUGGACGAGACUCUGGCACUGCCCAUUAGGGAUUAUCACAUCUGUCAACAAGGAGUGAGACUAUGCAUGCUACCACUUGGCAAUACUGCCUGGCAAUCUCUGAUAUAAUUCGCUCGAUUUGUGCCAGUGGGAAUCGAAGGGAAAUAUACGCUAAUUAUAUGUAAGGCCUAUCAUUGACAGAUGGCAGGAAAAUUACAAGAACUUUGUUGACUUGAUAAGCGCACGAAAGACUAAAAAUCAUCCACUAGAUUUUUCAAACGAGGAGAAGAUGAUUAAUAGAGAAAUUAUAACACGCGUCAUGGCAGGAGUAAAAUGAAAUGAAUUUUCCGGAAAACAUCGCGGGGAUAAUAAUGAUAUUCCAACUCAUAUAACAACAUUGUGGUUUAUUCAUUACAGACUACUCAACAUCUCAACAAUUACGUCAGCUAUGAUAAUAAAUUCCUUUUUCCUGUAGAUGGCAUAUCAUUUUCCCAAUGUAAAACGAUCUGGCGGAAAAAAGAUGAGGAAAAUAUCGGUGCGAAGUGAUGUUCCGCAAUUGCCUAAACUGAACUCAUACUGUGAGUGUAUGAGUUAUUAGAAAUGUCCUAUAAGUUGUCUAUAAAUGUUCAUUCAUUCUGACGAUGAAAAUCUCGUACGAAUUGCAGCAGCCUUGAAAAAUAGUUGAAAUAUUAUAUUUAGAUGGACCAAAUGCGCAGUAAUCGGCCGAUCUUGUGGAUUUCAUUAAGAUAAACGCAGUUGGCUUUGACGUGAAUGAUUAAUAAGUGUUUGACAACUUCAUUUAGCAACUCGGGAGGUCAGAAUCUGCACAAGAACCGCGGUAAUAUCAACCGAAUUCUGCUAUCAGCGCAGAGUCAAAUCGGUAGCGAAGUGGGAAAACAAUAUCGUUAACUUACUUCUAAGCCGGAUUUUUAGGGAAUAUCUCAGAAUCUCGAGGGAGUAGCGGAAUUUUCGUAAUGACAUUUGUUUUAGAGCUCGAUUUUCUCCACAAAAAAUGUUCUAUCAAAAAUUUUUCUAUCUCCCCUAAAUUUCGAGAUAUUCGUCAAAAACCGUCGACGGUCGGAAGUGACUUCUCGUUUUACCACUUCGCUGCUGAACUCUGAGUUCAGUCAUUGAUAUCAGGAAUUUUCCAUGAAUUUUCUCACACUUGUGCGGAAUAGCUCUCAUCCCUGGGGCGGGAAAAUUCAAACGGCCAGUCCAUUACACUCAAUCGCUUGUUGCAAGAACUCAUUCUUCUCAACACUUUCCUCGUCGAGAGGUACAGACCUGAACUCACGUUUCCUUGUUUGUCCAUUCAAUUCUUCGAAAAUAUCCAGCUUCGAUCGUCCUUUCGUCUCAGGCAGAAGGAAAUAUAUAAUUACAAGUGUGAAACCCGUGAAUAAUGCCAGGAUGAAGAAGCUGACGUGCAUGCCAAAUACAGCAGUCAUCGAGGGAAAAGCUAGUGUUGUCAAAAAAUUGGAAAUAAAUUCAGUGGAGAGAGAGACUGACAGGCCGAGGCUCACGAUAUCUGCACUGAAGAUUUCCGAUGCGACUGUGGAGGUCAGUGGGCCCAAUCCUGCACAAAAGGCCAGUGCGAAGAUGGACAUUGUGACCAGGGGCAGCCAGGACACCGCCGACAAGUCGUAGUGGCGAGAUUGGAGGAUCAAAAAUGUUCCAAAACCGAAGUGACUGAUUAUCAUUCCCAUGCAGGCUAUUAUCACCAGCUUUCGCCUUCCCAGAUUUUCUAUUGUCAAGGAUGACGUCGAUGAACCGAUGAUUUGGAUAACAGCGAUGAUUAUUGAUGCCAGAUCGGGAUCCACCGAGCACUUGGCUUUGUCGAAUAUUGUAGUUGUGUAGGAGAAC